AUGACAUUUGAACUCUGUGAUUGUAAAAUCAGCUGCAAACCGGAAGAUGCAAAAGAUGAUGCGGAGUUGGGUUUUUAUGCUCGAUGGAAAAAUCGCAAUCGCGUUCGACCCGGCAAAUUUGAUGUCAUUGAGGCACGAAUGGCUGUUGGUAGUUCGUUUGUUGAACAUCAUCUAACCAUAGAACAGUUAUGUGACGUCUAUCCUGAUUCUUACAUUCAGCAUGAAUAUCCUGAACAAAGUGAUGGAUUACAUUCUGAAGAAGCGAGAAAUCGACUAAGAGAUGGGGGAGCCAAUGUAAUUGAUCCUCCCAAAGAGCCUAGUGUAAUUAAUAUGUUUCUACAACAAUUCCAUUAUAAAUUCUGGUUACUGUUAACAGGUGCUGCUUUCCUCUCCAUUGCCACAUAUUGUGUUCAUAGAGUUCAUGGAUAUAAUGAACCACUUAAUCUUUAUUGCGCUUUCAUUUUAAUGAUUGUUGUUGUGUUCAUGUGUUGUCUGUCAUAUUGGCAGGAGCGGAAAGCGAAGAAGGUUAUUCAAAACUUCACUAAGCUUCUGCCAUCAAAAGCUGUUGUCAUACGAGAUUGUGAAGAGAAAGAAGUUGAUAUUGAAACACUCGUUGUUGGAGAUCUAGUCGUCAUACGCUCUGGCUCCAGGAUACCUGCUGACUUGAGAAUAUUACAUACUAAUUGUCUAACAAUUGAAGUUGGUGAGGUAACAGGUUCUAAUGAACUAGUCGAGUGCACAGCUGAAGCUGCAGCUUCUUAUGUCUCAGUUUUUGAUGCUAAGAAUGUUGCGUUUAAAGGAUCUCAUUGUACAGAAGGAGAUGGAAUCGGAAUCGUUAUCAGGACUGGAAAGUUUACUGUACUUGGGGGAAUUGCCAAUAUACAUCAUGACAUUCCUCCGCCAACGGGAAAAUUGCAAAGAGAGCUUCGAACUUUUGCUAAUUUUAUCACCAUCUUGGCUAUAAGUAUGGCUGCUGGCAUUUUCCUUAUUGGUUGUAUUGUUGCUAGAUUUGAAAACAUUCUUGAUCAUUUUGUUGUUGGAUUUCUGGUCAUAAUUGUUGCCAAUGUGCCACAAGGUCUUCCUGCAACUGUUAUGUCGCAGCUCAGAAUAAUAGCUAGGCGGAUGGCACAAAAAAAUAUUUUGAUCAAAAAGCUCGAACUUAUAGACGAGUUAGGAGCCGCCACUGUAAUUUGUGCAGACAAAUCUGGAACGUUGACGAUGAAUCAAAUGGUUGUGAGCGAUUUGUGGUUCAACAACAGGAUGGUCAGUGGUUCUAGCGUCGAUUUGAAACAUCCGCAUCUUCGAGCAAUGAGGAACUCAGUCGCAAAAGGGAAUGAACGCUUUGAAGAUCCACUUCCGGAUAUUUUAACAGUUAUGUCGGUUUGUAACAGAGCUCAGUUCGAAAAUGUUAGACGAAGCGCGCGGAGAGUCUCAACGAUGCGAGCGCUUCAAAAGAGUGUUAGUGAAGCUAUGCUCAGUGGGCCUUUAAAAAAAAAGUUUACCGUAGUGGAUACCCGAACAGGGCAAGUUUCUGAACCUAGACGGGUUACUCUUAACUCGGAUGCUGCUUCUAUCAGCUCAAAUAUGGAAGAAGAAGUGAUGAGGAAAAAGUCAACACAGAUGUCUGAGGGUUUGCCGAAACAAGCAUGUCAUAAGAAGAAUGAGAUUUUUGGCGUACCUAGUGAUGUCGCUCUAGUCAAAUAUGUAGAAAGAAAUGCCUCAGUUGAAGCGAUCCGACAGAGAUAUCAUACAGUUUUCGAGAUUCCCUUUAACUCUAUCAGAAGAUGGCAACUAGUUGUAGCCAGAUGCUUAGCUGAGCCUCACAGUGAGAAAGAUCUGCCGCCUUUGGAAAAAGAUGAAUGUCGCUAUGUAGUUAUGAUCAAAGGAGCUCCAGAAGUUAUCUUCAAUCGAUGUGAUCGAUAUCGAGCCAAUAGUGUUGUUAAGGAAAUCGAUGGAGACUUCAAACAAGAGUGUCAGGUUGCUUGGGAAUCCUUAGGAAAUCAAGGUCGCCGUGUGAUUGCGUUUGCUCAGUGUUUCUUCAAAGGAAAAAUUAAUAUGAAAUUCGGAAAUGAUGGGGGUUGGCCAGAAAAAUUUGUUUUUCUUGGUAUGGCAGCUAUAAUGGAUCCUCCGAGACCGGAAACAUUUGAUGCUAUUCAACAAUGUAAACAAGCCGGUAUCAAAGUGUUUAUGAUCACUGGUGAUCAUCCUACAACUGCACAUGCACUAGCUACUCAGAUUGGUUUAAUUGGACAAGAACCGAAGGUACAGAAUUUUUUAUUCAAAAAAUAA
This is a messenger RNA of Auanema sp. JU1783, 2289 nucleotides long. Lineage: Eukaryota; Metazoa; Nematoda; Chromadorea; Rhabditida; Rhabditidae. The record is from the annotation of a GenBank genome assembly.